AUGUUGAGACAUCAAAUCAAGUUAAUGCCGGACUCAAAGCCAUACAAUUCACCUCCGUAUCGAUAUGCUCCAGCGAAGCGACAAGUUAUUGAACAGAAUUUGAAAGAAAUAAAAGAAGAAGGAAUAAUCGAACCAUCGAAGAGCCCGUGGGCCUCUCCUGUGAUUUUAGCUCCGAAGAAAGAUGGAUCAAUGCGAUUCUGUGUGGAUUAUCGCAAAUUAAACUCAACGACAAUAAGAGAUGCGUAUCCAAUACCACGAAUCGAUGAUACACUUGAUGCGCUGCAAGAAGCUAAAUUCGUAUCAACAUUAGAUUUACGAUCUGGAUAUUGCCAGGUGGAAAUGGACAAAGAAUCAAAAGAGAAGACUGCAUUUAUUACACACAAAGGUCUUUAUGAAUUCAAUGUUAUGCCUUACGGAUUAACUAAUGCAACAGCUACGUUUCAACGAUUAAUGGAUAUCGUUUUAGCGGGACUGAAAUGGCAAAGUUGUUUAGUAUAUAUUGACGAUAUAGUUAUUUAUUCGCCUACGUUCGAACAACAUCUCAUCGAUUUGAAGAAUGUAUUUCAAGCAUUAAGAGAAGCAAAUCUAACACUUAAAGCAUCGAAGUGCUGUUUUUGUCGAAGGGAAAUGAAAUAUUUAGGACAUAUUAUUACUCAGGAUGGUAUUAAGCCUGAUCCAACGUUAACGAAAGCUGUCUCAGAUUUUCCACAACCGAAAUCUAUAAAAGACGUUCAAUCAUUUUUAGGUUUAAGUGGUUAUUAUUGA
Messenger RNA from Didymodactylos carnosus, 765 nucleotides. Lineage: Eukaryota; Metazoa; Rotifera; Eurotatoria; Philodinida; Philodinidae. The record is from the annotation of a GenBank genome assembly.